Molecule: messenger RNA, 2975 nt
Organism: Trichomycterus rosablanca
Lineage: Eukaryota; Metazoa; Chordata; Actinopteri; Siluriformes; Trichomycteridae
Gene: myef2
Product: myelin expression factor 2
Exons: 13
Coding region: 1332-2663 (443 amino acids)
Cellular component (GO): ribonucleoprotein complex; cytoplasm; nucleus
Molecular function (GO): mRNA binding
Source: RefSeq, a predicted model, not a curated record
GAGCCGCCUCGCUGUCUUACUGCCUACACAUGCAGCUGCCUCAGUAGAGAGGAUUCUAAUAAGUCAGUGAUUUAUAAGGCAGGUUAUUCAAACGCACUACUCAGACAGCAGCUGCGUCCGGAAUCGCAUACUUACAGAGUACGUACUAGAUUGGAGGAAGUAUGCACUACUCUGCCGGUAUAGAAGUACAUACUGUCAGUACAGAAGUGUGCAGUAUGCACACAACACCGCUACGUACGACAUCCGCCAUCUUACCGACGUCAAGUGAUGACGUAAUAUCACCAUGGUUACAGACUCAUUACAAACCCCACUCGCCAAAAGUUUUUGUUAUUAAUUCGUCUUUAAAAUUGUUAUUUUAUUUAUCUUACCUACACUUGUGAACAGAGGACUCAGAGGGCCGCUAUCUUUUCUUGUUUCUUAUUCCGCUUCGAACGCCUACGCAGCUCCAGUUGCAUUAUGGGAUACAUUAGCGGACCGCAAGUGUGCACCGCUUGCGUACUCGAACGUGGCUGCCCAAUAAGUAGGUCAUCCGGGUGCUUCUCGCGUACCUCUUUGUGUAUACUACGUAUUCGGACGUACUAACCGCUCUCGCGUCCUCGCUUCGCGUACUAUCGAGUAUGGAAGUGUGCGAUCCCGGGCGCAGCCGGCGGUUCCAUCGGGUUUCGCAUCUAGCAUCUAGCAUCUUGCCAUUAAAACCAAUUAACUGAGGUAGCACAGCACGCUAACAUGUCAAUAUAGCAUCUCCCUUCAUGUACCGAUAACGGGUUACGUUUCCUGACGAGCCCGAACUUGCAAAUAAAAACACUCGGUACGAGUUUAUACAAGUUAAAAAGAUCGUUUCUCCGCCCCGUCAGCCAUGUUUAUCUUUCUGUGAGAGAAGAGCGCCCGACCCGCAACGAAUGCUGGGAUUGCCUCGAUCACUAAGGACGCUUCCGAUGCUCACUCGUUCUUGAGCCGAAAUAACAUUGAAAUGUUAAGAUGCCUCAGUAGUGAGGAUGUUAAGGCAUCUAGGAUUUGGAACAGCCUCCUUCUCGUGAGCGCAGCACAGGACGACGUCAGAUGCGUCUAUGUAGAGAGAGAGCUAGCUAGCUUUUCCGACACACCCUAAAUCAGAAUGUACAGCACUGGGGACCUGGGAAAACCUCUGGUGUCUAAGGGGGGGGGGCUAGAAAACAUUGUGUUUAGUGUGUGACCGUGUUCAUUAUUUCAGUAAGAUGUUUAGAAGUUGUAUUUAUUUAAAAUGUACUUCAUAAAUAGUGAUCAGUACUGGGGACACAAGGCACCGAACUGUAGGAACGACCCUUAUACAGUAAUAUUUACAACUUUAAACGAUGUUAAUCACGCGUCCUCUCGUUUUCAGGGUGGUGGAGUUCAAAGAUGAGGAGUACAUGAAGAAAGCGAUCGAAGUGAUGAACAAGCAUGACCUUAACGGCCGAACCCUGAACAUUAAGGAGGACCCAGACGGCGAGCACGCCCGGCGUGUGCUUCAGCGUGGAGGAGGCGGCGGCGGAUACCCCGGAGGCAGGGGCCAAGACGGCGCCAUGAACCUCCCCCCUUCUAUCCUAAACAAUCCCAACAUCCCUCCCGAAAUCAUCUCCGCCCUGCAGCACGGCCGGCUCGGGUCCACCAUCUUCGUGGCCAACCUGGACUUUAAGGUGGGCUGGAAGAAGCUGAAGGAGGUGUUCGGGAUGGCCGGGGUGGUGAAGAGAGCGGACGUGAAGGAGGAUAAGGACGGGAAGAGUAGAGGAAUGGGAACCGUCACCUUCGAGCAGCCCCUGGAGGCCGUGCAGGCUGUCUCCAUGUUUAACGGUCAGAUGCUGUACGACAGGCAGAUGCACGUCAAAAUCGAUGAGAAGUCUCUUCCACCAGACGACUUCCAUCCGGUGGAGAAAUCCUCUCAGCUGCCCAGGGGUCUGGGUGGUAUCGGGAUGGGCCUGGGUCCCGGCGGGCAGCCCAUCGACGCCACCCGUCUGAGCGGCGGAGGAAUGAGCUCCGUGGCUCCCGGAGCCAUGGAUGGAGGUUUCGGAGGGAUGAGCAGGAUGGGAGACGUAGGCAUGGGCGGUGGAUUUGGGGGUAUGGAUGGGGUCAGUGGAAUGGGCGGAUUCGACAGGCGAGACAUGACGCCCAUGAGCAGGAUGGAAGAUAUGUACAGGUCCAGUAUGGGCAUGAUGGAUCGGGAUUUGGGCAUGAGCCGCUCGUUCGGAGACUCGUUCGGAGGACUCGGAGGGGGCAUGGGAGGAUUCGGAGGAGGCAUGGGGAGCACCGGCAUGGGCACCAUGGGAGCCGGAUUAGGUGGAGGUAUGGGCGGCAUGGGAAUGGACCGCAUGAGAGGGUUCGACCGGAUGGAUAUGAACCGCGGGUUCGGGCAGUUCGGGGGCAGUUCUGGUCACAUGGGCAGUGACCGAGGCUCUGGGUCGAAAGCAGGUUGCCAGAUAUUCGUGAGAAACCUUUCCUACGACCUCACGUGGCAGAAACUGAAAGAAAAAUUCGGCCAAUGUGGUCAGGUGAUGUACGCCGAGAUAAAGAUGGAGAACGGGAAGUCUAAAGGGUGCGGCACCGUGCGCUUCGACUCCCCCGAGAGCGCCGAGAAGGCCUGCAGGCUCAUGAACGGAACCAAGAUCAACGGCCGCGAGGUGGACGUGCGCAUCGACCGAAACGCCUGAGCGGGGCCUCGGCCGGUCACGUGGCCGGUCCCGUCCUUCACGUUCCGGUUCUUCAUUCCCUUCAUGAGCUUUUUUGUUUUGUUUUAAAAACACUUUUCUGGACUCUUUCAGCUCCACGCACACACACACACACACACACGCGCGCGCGCACACACACACACACACACACACACACACACACACACUACAUCCAGCAGGCUCAGCGUGUCGGUAGAUGUGAGUCAAGUUUUUUGUUUCGUUCUUUUGUAAACCCUUUUUAAUUUGUUCAUCUUCAGUUUCUCUUAGAAACAAAAAUAAACUUUUUAAUUUUUA